Messenger RNA from Raphanus sativus (radish), 2015 nucleotides. Its product is annotated as probable mitochondrial adenine nucleotide transporter BTL2. Lineage: Eukaryota; Viridiplantae; Streptophyta; Magnoliopsida; Brassicales; Brassicaceae. Gene Ontology annotation, cellular component: mitochondrial inner membrane. The record is from RefSeq and is a predicted model, not a curated record. The coding region runs from base 236 to 1879 and encodes 547 amino acids. The transcript has 8 exons. Gene Ontology annotation, molecular function: S-adenosyl-L-methionine transmembrane transporter activity.
CUCUUUUUUUUUCCUUCUGAAUUCGCGGCCGAGAAAGUGAGGAAAUUGAGAUCUCAGAGCUUCUGCUGAAGAACUUCGCAAUUCACCAAUCAAUUUUUGAGCUUUUAGGACCGAACACUGUCAAUGUCUAAGAAGUUUCACAUAGGAGCAAAUCCAUGUCGCAUCUGAUGGAAUCAGAAAUUGGUUAGCUCUCCACAUUUUCGCUUCUCUUUUGAGGUUUUGUGAGAUAAGCAAAAUGGCUUCUGCGAAAGGAAAGGGUCAACCUUCGAUUAAACAUAGCUGCAACUUCUCUGAGUCUAAGAGGAAGCUGUCGAGGAUCAGUGAUCACGAACAUGAUCUUGAGUAUCCUUAUACUUCCCAGAGGCACACCAGAUCUUCAAAGUUGAGUCAAAUGUUGAGCAGAGAUGCAUUGAUAUCAGCUGUUGACUUGAUGUGGGAUCGCUCCGAUUCUAAUUUGACCAGCUCACUCAAGGAUAGAGACGAAGAAGUCACUAAGUUCGAACUCUCAGCGGAACAAAAGGGUAAUAAUAAUAUGUCUCAGUUGGUGAGAGUUUCUGAGAAGAUGUGCUAUACUCAAAACUAUAUGCAGUCUCUCUUUAUUGGAGCCAAACAUAACGGUUUUCCCUUGGAGGGUGUAGUAGCUCCCACUGUUACCAGGUUUCAUGAGGGAGAUGCUGAGAUUGAGAAGAAAGAAAGUUGCACUUCAGGAAAUGUCAAUGAGGGCCACUCAAAUCCAAUUGAGUCAAGGAGUCCUCUGUUAGGAAGCAUAACAGAACCAUCCAGAUCUAUGGAUGCGAACUCUCUCUUUCUACUCUACAAAGAUAGGUGUGCCAAUAGUAGAGGAGUGAAUCCUUCUAAGAUGUCUUCUUGUUCAGGGAAUAAUCCACACAAAGACAGCUUAUCUGUGUUUGGAAAUAAAGAGUUGCUUGAGAGAGAUAGAAAAGACCAAGAGGAUGAAGUUUGUUCGUCCUCUAAAGAAACGCCUACUUACGCCUUUGCUGGUGCGUUGGCUGGCGUCAGCGUCAGUCUUUGUCUUCAUCCACUUGAUACAGUCAAGACAAUGAUUCAGUCAUGCCGCUUGCAAGACAAGUCUCUAUGCUAUACCGGGAGAUCAAUCAUAUCUGAAAGAGGUGUUUCUGGACUUUAUCGUGGGAUUGCUAGCAACAUUGCCUCAUCAGCUCCUAUCUCUGCCCUUUAUACAUUCACUUAUGAGUCAGUUAAAGGAGCUCUUCUCCCUGUUUUUCCUAAGGAAUAUUGCUCCCUUGCGCACUGUGUAGCCGGGGGUUCCGCAAGCGUUGCAACUUCUUUUAUCUUCACGCCAAGUGAGCGUAUUAAACAGCAGAUGCAAGUCAGUUCACAUUAUCGCAAUUGCUGGACUGCAUUAGUUGGAAUCAUCCAGAAAGGUGGUCUACUUUCUUUAUAUGCUGGAUGGAGUGCAGUGCUAUGUAGAAAUAUCCCCCACUCGAUCAUUAAGUUCUAUGUUUAUGAAAACAUGAAGCGAAUGGCAUUACCAUCCAUUGGUCCUUGUGGUCAAGCGGCUCAACCCACAACAUUGCAAACGCUCGUCUGUGGAGGACUAGCGGGAUCUGCUGCUGCCUUUUUCACAACCCCAUUUGAUGUAGUGAAAACAAGAUUACAAACUCAGAUUCCUGGAUCUAAGAUCCAACAUCCUAGUGUGUAUCAAGCUCUUCAAUCAAUACGGAAACAAGAAGGUCCACGAGGGCUAUACAGAGGUUUGAUCCCCAGAUUGGUGAUGUACAUGUCCCAAGGAGCUAUAUUCUUUGCUUCAUAUGAAUUUUACAAGAGUAUACUCUCUCUAGAAGAUCUAUCAGCUCGCUGGCACAAAACAAGAGGUGGAGAUAACCCUAACCCAUUAUAGGAAAAGACUGUAGCACGUGUAAUACUUUAAUCAUUACCAUUUUUGGGCUAUGUAAACUAUUGAUUUGAUGAAAAUUCAUUUGUGCAAAGUAUUUGUUGACCGUAGAGAGAAAAGAGGAAGAUGAUCUCAUUAUUCA